Molecule: messenger RNA, 6687 nt
Organism: Phycodurus eques (leafy seadragon)
Lineage: Eukaryota; Metazoa; Chordata; Actinopteri; Syngnathiformes; Syngnathidae
Gene: nckap1
Product: NCK-associated protein 1
Exons: 32
Coding region: 205-3609 (1134 amino acids)
Biological process (GO): cell migration; cell projection assembly; cell morphogenesis
Cellular component (GO): SCAR complex
Source: RefSeq, a predicted model, not a curated record
GAAAAAAAAAAAAAAACACGGCGAACGGCUGAAGCGACGGUGGGUGGAGUACAGGAAGCUGCUGCUGUCCUCGGCUAUCUGAUCAUGGCCCAAAUCUAAUUCCAACACAAACAGACAAGCCGAGACUGCGGACGUUCGUGAUUUGAUAUCCGUGCUUUCCUUUCUCGACUGAUUUGUGGGAGGGAUUGAUCGAGGAGCUCCAAGAUGUCUCGGGGAGUGAUCCAGCCGAGCCAGCAGAAGCUGGCCGAGAAGCUCACCAUCCUCAACGACAGAGGCAUCGGGAUGCUGACCCGUGUUUACAAUAUCAAAAAGCAAGGACAAGUUUGGAAGGCAUGCGGAGACCCCAAGGCCAAGCCCUCCUACCUGGUGGACAAGAACCUGGAGUCUGCCGUCAAGUUCAUCGUCAGGAAGUUCCCAGCUGUGGAGACGCGGAACAACAACCAACAGCUGGCUCAGCUGCAGAAGGAGAAGUCGGAGAUUCUGAAGAACUUGGCUCUCUACUACUUUACCUUUGUAGAUGUCAUGGAAUUUAAGGACCACGUGUGUGAGCUGCUCAACACCAUUGACGUGUGCCAAGUCUUCUUUGACAUUACGGUGAACUUUGAUCUGACGAAGAACUACCUGGACUUGGUGGUGACUUACACUACACUCAUGAUCAUAUUGUCACGCAUCGAGGAGAGGAAAGCCAUCAUCGGCCUGUACAACUACGCUCACGAGAUGACGCACGGCGCCAGUGACCGUGAGUACCCCAGGCUGGGCCAGAUGAUCGUGGAUUACGAAAACCCUCUGAAGAAGUUGAUGGAGGAGUUUGUCCCACAUGGGAAGUCUCUGUCUGACGCGCUGAUCAGCCUUCAGAUGGUCUACCCCAGAAGGAAUCUGUCCGCCGACCAGUGGAGGAACGCCCAGCUGCUCUCGCUCAUCUCGGCUCCCUCCACCAUGCUCAACCCUGCACAGUCAGACACUAUGCCCUGUGAAUACUUGUCUCUGGACGCGAUGGAGAAAUGGAUAGUUUUCGGUUUCAUCCUGUGUCACGCGGUGCUGACCGGCGACGCGGCGGCGUUAUCGCUGUGGAAGCUGGCGCUGCAGAGCUCCACCUGCCUCUGUCUGUUCAGGGAUGAAGUCUUCCACAUCCACAAGGCUGCCGAGGACCUCUUUGUCAACAUCCGAGGGUACAACAAGCGCAUCAAUGACAUCCGAGAGUGCAAGGAACAGGCCCUGUCUCACGCAGGCUCCAUGCACCGAGAGCGACGCAAGUUCCUCAGGUCCGCGCUCAAGGAGCUGGCCACCGUCUUGGCGGACCAGCCGGGCCUGCUGGGUCCGAAGGCGUUAUUUGUUUUCAUGGCUUUGUCAUUUGCCCGAGACGAGAUCAUCUGGUUGCUCCGACACGCCGACAACAUCCAGAAGAAAAGCACAGACGACUUCAUUGACAAACACAUCGCGGAGCUGAUCUUCUACAUGGAGGAGCUGCGAGCCCACGUGAGGAAAUACGGCCCCGUCAUGCAGAGAUACUACGUACAGUACCUGUCGGGCUUCGACGCCGUCGUGCUCAACGAGCUGGUGCAGAACCUGUCCGUGUGUCCAGAGGACGAGUCCAUCAUCAUGUCUUCAUUUGUCAACACGAUGACCUCGCUCAGCGUCAAACAAGUCGAGGAUGGCGAGGUGUUCGACUUCAGAGGCAUGAGGCUGGACUGGUUCAGACUGCAGGCCUACACCAGCGUGUCCAAGGCCAGUCUCGGUAUCGCCGACCACAAGGAGCUCGGCAAAAUGAUGAACACCAUCAUCUUCCACACCAAGAUGGUGGACUCGCUGGUGGAGAUGCUGGUGGAGACUUCAGACCUCUCCAUAUUCUGUUUCUACAGCCGUGCGUUUGAGAAGAUGUUCCAGCAGUGCUUGGAGCUUCCCUCGCAGAGCCGCCACUCCAUCUGCUUCCCUUUGCUUUGCACACACUUCAUGUCCUGCACACACGAGCUCUGUCCUGAGGAGCGUCACCACAUAGGGGACCGCAGCUUGUCGUUGUGUAACAUGUUUCUGGAUGAGAUGGCCAAACAAGCCCGAAACCUCAUCACGGAUAUCUGCACUGAACAAUGUACACUCAGCGACCAGCUACUUCCCAAACACUGCGCCAAGACCAUCAGCCAGGCCGUCAACAAGAAGAGCAAGAAGGCCACGGGAAAGAAGGGCGAGCCGGAGAGAGAGAAACCGGGAGUGGAGAGCAUGAGGAAGAACCGACUACUGGUCACCAAUCUGGACAAACUGCACACAGCGCUAUCGGAACUCUGCUUCUCCAUCAACUACGUUCCCAACUUGGCGGUGUGGGAGCACACGUUCACGCCGAGGGAGUACCUCACCUCCCACCUGGAGAUCCGGUUUACCAAGUCCAUUGUGGGCAUGACCAUGUACAACCAGGCCACUCAGGAGAUCGCCAAGCCCAGCGAGCUGCUGACCAGCGUGCGGGCCUACAUGACGGUGCUGCAGUCCAUCGAGAACUACGUCACCAUCGACAUCACGCGCGUCUUCAACAACGUCCUGCUGCAGCAGACGCAGCACCUGGACAGCCACGGCGAGCCCACCAUCACCAGCCUCUACACCAACUGGUACCUGGAGACGUUGCUCCGGCAGGUCAGCAACGGGCACAUCGCUUACUUUCCGGCCAUGAAGGCCUUCGUGAACCUGCCCACGGAGAACGAGCUGACCUUCAACGCUGAGGAAUACUCCGACAUCUCAGAGAUGCGUUCGCUGUCUGAGCUGCUGGGGCCGUACGGCAUGAAGUUCCUCAGCGAGAGCCUCAUGUGGCACAUCUCCUCGCAGGUGGCCGAGCUCAAGAAAUUGGUAGUGGAGAACAUGGAAGUUUUGACCCAGAUGAGAACCAGCUUUGACAAACCCGACCACAUGGCAGCGCUGUUCAAGAAGCUCACAUCUGUGGACAGCGUCCUCAAGAGGAUGACUAUCAUCGGCGUCAUCCUCUCCUUCCGCUCCCUGGCCCAGGAAGCACUCCGAGACGUGUUAUCGUGCCACAUUCCCUUCCUGGUCAGUUCGGUGGAGGAUUUCAAGGACCACAUUCCCAGGGAGACGGACAUGAAGGUGGCCAUGAACGUCUACGAGCUGUCUUCCGCCGCCGGUUUGCCCUGCGAGAUCGACCCGGCGCUGGUGGUGGCGCUGUCCUCGCAAAAGAGCGAGAACAUCAGUCCAGAGGAGGAGUACAAGAUUGCGUGUCUAUUGAUGGUGUUUGUGGCCGUUUCCUUGCCGACGCUGGCCAGCAACGUGAUGUCGCAGUACAGUCCCGCCAUCGAGGGCCACUGUAACAACAUCCACUGCCUGGCCAAAGCCAUCAACCAGAUCGCCGCCGCGCUCUUCACCAUCCACAAAGGAAGCAUCGAGGACCGCCUCAAAGAGUUCCUGGCUCUGGCCUCGUCCAGCCUCUUAAAGAUCGGCCAGGAGACGGACAAGAUGACGACGCGUAACAGAGAGUCGGUUUACCUGCUGUUGGACAUGAUUGUGCAGGAGUCCCCCUUCCUGACCAUGGACCUGCUGGAAUCCUGCUUCCCAUACGUGCUCCUGCGUAACGCCUACCACGCUGUCUACAAGCAGAGCAUCAGCGCCAACGCAUGAACACACACACACACACACACACACCCCUGCCGUCUGCUUCCUGUGUAGACGCACAACUGACAGUGCACUAAAACACGCCUUGACACAUGACAGAGUUCCUCCACUUAUUCACCAUUCACUACUUGAAAUUUUUGGGGAAAACAAUCCAUUGUUAUUCGCUGAAAAACUAAACUCCAAACAUCUUAAAAUGCCACAAUAUCACACCUAAGCCCUGUCUAAUGGAAAAGUAGUGCUUUGGCGCCAUCUUGUGGCAUUGAUAGGAAGUUCUGAACCUUUCUGGGCGUGCAUCAAUACCUUGCAGAUUUUCACAAUUGACAGCAGGGCUCAUUCCCGAUCCCACACAACGUUUCGGGGAGGACGGGAAAACCCCGGUGCGAAUGGCGAAAGAAAAUCUGCUCCCCACACUCUCAACUCACUUCAACAUAGUUCUUUGGUACAAAGGUGGUGGAAAAGCACUCCUUUUGUUGCUUUGGCAAAGGGGUGUGUUGUUUUUUUCAGCAAAUAACAAAGGAUAGGGUCUAAAAAAAACAAAAACAUUUGCAAAUACAUGAAUUUGCAAAUGCAGAAACACGAAGAUGUGGGGGUUCAAUGUAUGUACUACUACCAAGUAAAAAAACACACAAAAAAAAAAACGUACACACAAGUACAUAAGAUGGCUGACCAACAUGUGACACAUACACACUAGCUGGAUGAAGUUGGGGAUCAGUGUCUACAUUUUUUGUGUUUGAAUUCCUUUUUGUUUUUUUGAUGAUGCUGUUGCUAAGGGCAUCGUAACCACGGCAACACUUAACAAACCUGAGCAUUUGUUUGUUAUGAAAGGACGAAAAAAAUUAUAAAUAAAUAGUAUAUAUAAAUAUACAGUAUAUAUAUUGCGUUGACACUAAACUAUUUGAGCGCCGGUGACGGAUUUGGAUGAUUUUCUUGAUGUUUUUUUUCCUUUUUGCUCGAAGGAGGGCAGCUGACGUUUGCUUGCUCUUUGUGUACAUUUUCCAUUCAUGACGCGGACAGUCGAAUCAUUUCAUAGCAAAAAGGCAAACUGGUGCGCAUACACUUGUAACAUGGUGAUUUGUUCUUUUCUAGCUAGUGAUAACCGGAAGCUCGUUGUGCGUUCAAACAACAGCAGCAACAAGUUUUUGAUGUGAACUCAACUGGUCUGUUUUUACGUUUUCUUACUUUUACAAAUUUGCCAAAUGUGUGAGCAACACUACAUAAUGUUUGUGUGAGAGAGGGAAGGGAAGCAAGGGUGGGAUCGGGCGGGGCUCAUGCGUUCUGUAACACAGUGCAGUGAAAAAAGGCCAGGAAGCCCUCGGCUGCUGUCAAUGACGGUUAAUAAAGUACAAGUGAACAUCUCUUCGUUUUUGUCUGCGUGGACUCUCGCCACCGACGCGUGGGUUCGGUUCCCACUCGGUGACGGCGCCAAUGGUUGUCCGCGUCCGUAUGUGCCCUGCGACGGACUUGACUGACUGGCGACCGGUUCGGGGCGUAGUCCGCCUUUCGCCCGAAGUCAGCUGGGAUGGGCUCCGGCGCCCCGCGACCCUAACCGGGAUAAGCACUUCUGCCCUUUGCUUUGCUUUGCGGCCUCCGAAUGAGCUCACCUCACUACAGUACAUGAAAUGUGCCAGCAGGGGGCGCCCUCAGCACGAGUCUGACGUUUGAGUUUCUAUGAAAGUGUGGAAUUUCGAUUUCAUAAAUUUACAGGUCUGGAAAAUAGUCAUGUUUUCAACACUCUUACGACAGCUCUAAUUUCUAAAACAAACCAAAAGACAGGGUUAGGGUCUUUAAACCCUACUUUCAAAACGGUUAGGCCUUUCAAUUAGGGCAUUAAAACAAGGUUACGGUUUCAAAGUAGGUUUUCAAAUGUGUGUGUUAAAAAACAGGUUAGGGUUUUAAAUGAGGGUAACAAGACAGGGUUAGGGUGUCAAAGUAGAGUUUAAAAACGGUUAUGGUUUCCAGUUUGUUUCAAGACGGGGUUAGGGUUUCAAGACAGGAUUAUGGUUUAAAAGUAGGGUUUUAAACCGGGUUAGGGUUUUAAGUUGGGGUUUCAAGACAUGUUAAGGGUUUCAAAUUUGGGAUUAAAAACCAGGUUAGGGUUUCAAAACUGGGUUAGUGUUUUAAAUUAGGGUUUCAAGACAAGUUUAGGGUUAAAUAUUUGGGUUGAAAGACCAGGUUAGGGUUUAAAAACGGGGUUGGGCUUUUUAAUUAGGGUCUCAAGGACAGGGUUAGGGUUUUAAAACGGGUAGGGUUUCAAAUUUGUGUUUAAAAAACAGGGUUAGGGGUUUAAAUUAGGGUAUCAAGACGUGUUUAGGGUUGCAGGUUAGGGUUUUCAAAUGAGGAUUUAAAAAGAGGAAUAGGGUAUCAAAUUAGGGUUAGGGUUUCAAGACGGACUCAACUAAAUGCAGACUUUGUGUUUCCUUCAUCUCUUCCUUCGUUUUCCGAACCUGUUCUCCUCACGCGGGUCUCGGGCGUGGUGGCGUCUAUCCCAGCCGACCCUGAACUGGUCGCCGGCCAAUCGCAUUGACAACAUGGAGGAAAUCAUUUGGCAUAUAAAGAGUCAGAAUUAUACACAUCUAUGAAUUGAAAUGUCAUCAAUUAAUUAAUUCUUUGUGACUUUUAAAUCUUGAAAUUAGGAUGUGGAAGAAGUUUGCAAUUUUGACAUUUGGGAACCAUGAUAGUGUAAUUUGAAAUUAGAUUUGUGGGGAAAUUAGCAUUUUUUUUUCCCACAAUUAAAACCGUGUAACGAGCUGCUCCACCAAUUAGUCGAGCCCGUAAAGCAAUCGCGCAGUUUUCAGUUCCACCGAUGACAGCGCAACAGUUUAAAGAUGAUUUUUUUUCCAAAGCCCAAAUGAAGGUGCGCCGUUACACCGACACUCUUGCCGGAUGCUCUUAUUUUAAUUGUGUGUGUUUUUUUAAACUCGAUUGUUGCUGUGGGCAAAUAUAAAAUGCUAACCUUUUCGUUACUGGUUAUUUCGUGCGACUAUUUGCAAUUAGUUGUUCAUGUGCAUGAUCAGCCACCAUCCUCUAGAGGGUGCUGCAGUACCCUUGUAGGUUUGAUUCAAAAUAGUAAAAAAACAACAACAA